GUCUUCGUCAUUCACUGGCAAGCGGCAUACCCAAGCAGCGUGUCAUCGGCGUACGAGUGUCAACUAACUAACAGAAGCAGAAGAAGCACAAGAAUACUACUACAUACAUACAUAUGUUAACGUAACAUUGUGUACGCGUGUUGAUUUGACGUCUUCGUAGCAACGGCAAUUUCGUAAAUUCAGUUGUUGACUGGCUGUCAGCGCGUUAACAGCACUUUCUUUCUUUGUGCAAUUGAAAUUGAAGUGUUUUUUGAUUGUUUUAAGUGUUUUGUUAAAGUUUUAAAUUAAGUAAAGUAAAAAAGUUCCUUAAAAAUGUCUUUCACACGCGAACAACUGGAAUCGGCGAUGAGCGAGAAGUUGUCCAAGUCGGACACCAUCAAAUUGCGAAACAAACAUAUUGGUCAAGCUUGCCAACUAUUCUAUCGUUCUGACCCCUUGAAAAUUGUACGUGGUCAGGGUCAGUAUAUGUUCGAUGAGAUGGGCAAUCGUUAUUUGGACUGCAUCAAUAAUGUGGCGCAUGUUGGCCAUUGCCAUCCGAAAGUGGUGCGCGCUGGCAGCCUACAAAUGGCCACCAUCUCGACGAAUAAUCGUUUCUUACACGAUGAACUCGUGCAAUGUGCCAAAACUUUGACCAGCAAGAUGCCCGGUGAACUGUCGGUCUGUUUCUUCGUUAACUCCGGUUCGGAGGCCAACGAUUUGGCUUUGCGUUUGGCGCGUAACUAUACCAAGCGACGUGAUGUGAUCACACUUGAUCACGCCUACCACGGCCACUUGACCGCAGUUAUGGAGGUCUCACCGUACAAAUUCAAUCAACCUGGCGGUGAACCAAAACCCGAUUAUGUGCACGUAGCACCCUGUCCCGAUGUCUAUCGCGGCAAAUUCGUUGACAAAGAACAUCCCGGCGCCGAUAUGGCGCAGCUGUACUGUGAACCCAUUGUCGAGGUUUGCAAGAAAUUGCAAGCACAGGGUAAAGGUGUAGCCGCUUUCAUCGCUGAGAGCUUGCAGAGUUGCGGUGGUCAAAUCAUACCACCACCAGGUUACUUCCGUGCAGUCUACGAUGCUGUGCAUGCCGCCGGUGGACUCACCAUUGCCGAUGAAGUGCAAGUCGGUUUUGGACGUGUUGGUACACACUACUGGGCUUUCGAGACACAAGAUGUGGUGCCCGACAUUGUAACGGUCGCCAAGCCAAUGGGUAACGGGCAUCCAGUCGGCGCUGUGGUUACCACACCAGAGAUAGCGCAUGCCUUCUACGCCACCGGUGUGGCCUACUUCAACACCUACGGUGGCAAUCCGGUCUCUUGCGCCAUUGCUAAUGCAGUAAUGCGCGUUAUCGAUGAAGAGGGUCUGCAGGAGAACGCACGCAGUGUUGGCGACUAUUUGUUGAAGAAAUGUUUAGAAUUCAGCACUGAAUUCGAUAUCAUCGGUGAUGUGCGUGGCGCUGGACUCUUUGUUGGUAUUGAAUUGGUGAAGAACCGCGAGACACGCGAACCGGAUACCAAGUCGGCGCACUGGGUUGUCAAUCGCAUGAAGUCGUUGCACAGAGUGCUCGUGUCCUCUGAUGGACCCAAUGACAAUGUCAUCAAACUAAAGCCACCCAUGUGCUUCAAUCAGGAGAAUGCCGAUGAAUUCCUGCAAGCUUUCCGCGAAUGUUUGGCCAUGCUCGUGAAGGAGGGCAACGAUGCGCCAUUCAUGAUUGGCGCUGAUGCCGAGCAGAGUACGAGCACGAUGUUCGAGAAUCGUCAAAGACUCAUCAAAUCGUCGUAAGGGCUUGCUUGUGGGUUUAUCAUGUUGAUAAAUUUUGGUGGGGUAGUCAGUUAAGUGUUGUAGUGAAGAAGAAUAGAGUGUUUGUUUUAUUAAUAGUGUUUUGUAGCCAGAUCAAUAUUGGUGCCAUAGUGUUUAAGUGUAGAUUCUUCGUAGAAUUAUGUAUAAUGGAAUUAAAAAAAAGUCUUUAUGUACUAUAUAGUGAAGUAGUAUAUAAUAAAUGAUAUAAUAUACAUAUAUAAUGUAGUAACUGUA
Messenger RNA from Zeugodacus cucurbitae (melon fly), 2016 nucleotides. Its product is annotated as alanine--glyoxylate aminotransferase 2-like. Gene Ontology annotation, cellular component: mitochondrion. Gene Ontology annotation, molecular function: transaminase activity; pyridoxal phosphate binding. The record is from RefSeq and is a predicted model, not a curated record. Bases 313 to 1764 code for a protein of 483 amino acids. The transcript is spliced from 4 exons. NCBI's taxonomy places the organism in Eukaryota, Metazoa, Arthropoda, Insecta, Diptera, Tephritidae.